Molecule: messenger RNA, 1030 nt
Organism: Onthophagus taurus
Lineage: Eukaryota; Metazoa; Arthropoda; Insecta; Coleoptera; Scarabaeidae
Gene: Cyt-b5
Product: Cytochrome b5
Cellular component (GO): intracellular membrane-bounded organelle; membrane
Molecular function (GO): heme binding
Source: RefSeq, a predicted model, not a curated record
CGCGGAUUCUUAAAUGCUUGUCACCGCUCUGGGUACAUUGUUCAAGGUCAUCGUUUCACAUUCGAGGUGUAGAUAUUAGACAGGUGUCGCGUUAAUUGAAAACUAAAAACUUCACUAAAGUGCGAGACGUCGUUGAAUAAGUAACAAAAACAAAGUACUCGAUACAAUGGUUAAAGAAUACACAAGAGAAGAGGUUAAAUCACACAACAAUAAUCAAUCUACUUGGCUCAUUAUUCAUAACAACGUUUAUGAUGCUACACCGUUCUUAAAUGAGCAUCCUGGUGGCGAAGAAGUUUUGUUAGAACAAGCUGGAAAAGAUGCAAGCGAAGCGUUUGAAGAUGUUGGUCAUUCAAGCGAUGCCAGAGAAUUAAUGUUAAAGUAUAAAAUUGGGAUGUUGGUUGAAGCCGAUAGAACAGCAGUUAAAGAAAAGAAAACUACAUGGACGUCUCCGGACGAUAAUUCGAAUAAAAAUCAAUCUGGAUUAAAAGCUUGGAUUCUCCCGGUUGCACUUGGAGUCUUGGCCACUGUAUUUUAUCGUUUCUAUUUCCAAUCACAUUAGGAAGAAAACAUAGUGUCAAUGAUCAUCAUUAUAUUUUAAAUUAAUUAAAUAUGUAAUUUUUGUUUAAGAAGAGAUUAACACAAAAAGAACAUUGAAAUAGUCCUUAAAAUGAUAAUUUUUUAACAAUGUAAUUCCAUUAAAACAAAUAAGACUACAUAAAUAAUAAUAGAUUUAUUAUUAAAAUAAAUUUAUCGAUGUGGGACCAUUUCGAAAAAGUGGUAUGCAACAAAUUAUUCUUUUUCUGCUUUUUAUAAUUGUGUUAAAAAAAAAAUUGAUGUAAGAAAUCCUUUUCUUUUGCAUAAUCGUUAAUUUAUUAUUGAUAAGGUUUAAUUGCUGGGGAUUUAUAGCGCAAAAAACAAUGUAGGUAUAUAAAGUUUUAUGUUUUGGGGGCUAUUUACGUUUGUUAUUGCAUUUUUAUGUGUCCUAAAUGGACGAAGAUGUGCUGAUAAUAAAAGAAUAUAAAAAAAGUAA